Pogoniulus pusillus (Red-fronted tinkerbird) is the source of this 6280-nucleotide messenger RNA. It is a transcript of the gene SYT9, whose product is annotated as synaptotagmin 9. The record is from RefSeq and is a predicted model, not a curated record. Gene Ontology annotation, biological process: regulation of calcium ion-dependent exocytosis; regulation of dopamine secretion; cellular response to calcium ion. Gene Ontology annotation, molecular function: clathrin binding; calcium-dependent phospholipid binding; phosphatidylserine binding. The transcript has 7 exons. NCBI's taxonomy places the organism in Eukaryota, Metazoa, Chordata, Aves, Piciformes, Lybiidae. Gene Ontology annotation, cellular component: plasma membrane; dense core granule; exocytic vesicle. The coding region runs from base 57 to 1616 and encodes 519 amino acids.
GCGGCGCGGCGCCUGAGCGCAGGGCUCCGCUCCGCUCCCGAGGAUGCUGCGGGGCAAUGCCCGGCGACAGGGAGGACGAGAUCUGCCAGAAAGCUCUGCAGCUGCUGGCCGAACUGUGCUCCGUCGGGGCGGUGGAAAACGAGAACUGCAGGGAUUUCAUCUACUACCUGCGGGACAGAGCCCGGCCCCGCCUCACCGACUCAGAUAUCUCAGUAAGCUUGCUCUCCUUAGUUGUCACAGCCUGUGGCCUUGCUCUGUUUGGUGUCUCUCUGUUCGUAUCCUGGAAGCUUUGUUGGAUCCCUUGGCGAGAGCGUGGUUUGCCGUUUGGGAACAAAGACAACAAACAAGAAUCCCUCAACUACACAGACACAGAGACCAAUGACCAUGACUACAGUGAGGAUUAUCUAGGUCAGCCUACAGCCUAUCCAGAGUCCUCCAUGAAGAUCAGCCACACCUCUCCUGAUAUUCCAUUAGAUGCUCAGGCAGGAUCGAAGGAGAACUGCGUACACAGCAUGCGAAUGCAGCGUCAGGUCACUGAACCAACCUCUUCUGCUCGGCACAAUUCCAUCCGAAGACAGCUCAACCUCUCCAACCCUGACUUCAACAUCCAGCAGGUUCAGAAACAGGAGCAACUGACAGGGAUUGGCCGUAUUAAGCCAGAGCUCUAUAAACAAAGAUCAGUGGACACAGAUGAUGGCCGGAGAAGUAACAGCAAGGCAUGUGGAAAGCUGAACUUCAUUCUGAAAUAUGAUUGUGAUUUAGAGCAGCUGAUAGUGAAGAUACACAAGGCCAUCAACCUGCCAGCAAAGGACUUCUCUGGAACUUCAGAUCCAUACGUGAAGAUCUAUCUACUUCCUGACAGGAAAACAAAACACCAGACUAAAGUGCACAGAAAGACACUAAAUCCAGUAUUUGAUGAAGUUUUUUUAUUUACUGUGCCAUACAAUGAUCUGAAUGCAAGGAAACUCCAUUUCUCUGUGUAUGACUUUGACAGAUUCUCCAGGCAUGACUUGAUUGGCCAAGUGAUAGUGGAUAAUUUUUUAGAUUUGGCAGAUUUUCCCAGGGAAUGUAAUAUUUGGAAGGAUAUUGAAUAUGUCACCAAUGAUAAUGUGGAUCUUGGUGACCUGAUGUUUUCACUCUGCUACCUUCCUACAGCUGGUAGACUAACAAUUACAAUAAUAAAGGCAAGAAAUUUAAAGGCAAUGGAUAUCACAGGAGCAUCAGAUCCCUACGUGAAGGUUUCUUUAAUGUGUGAAGGAAGGCGACUGAAGAAAAGGAAGACUUCCACCAAGAGGAAUACCCUUAAUCCUGUUUACAAUGAAGCCAUAGUCUUUGACGUCCCUCCAGAAAACAUUGACCAAAUUAACUUGUCGAUAGCAGUUAUGGAUUAUGAUCGUGUAGGUCACAAUGAGGUCAUUGGAGUAUGUCAAGUAGGCAACGACGCGGAAAGUCUGGGUCGCGACCACUGGAACGAAAUGCUGUCAUACCCUCGGAAACCUAUUGCUCACUGGCAUCCUCUUGCAGAGGAAUCAAGUGGGGGAGGGUGUCCAGCGCAUCCAGGCUGUGCAGAGAAAUAUAUACACAGUAUAUCAUUUUGGCUCCUGAAUCAGGAUUAGACUCAGCGAGAGCUUCUGGAACCUCUGUGGCCACAGCCAUAGGACCUUGAAUAUUUGCUGAAUAGGACCCUCAGUCUUCUACUGUGUGAAGAGCUAUUGGUUUCAAGUAGCUUCAUGUUAUCCAUGUGUAGCAUUUAUUUGCCAGCUGAUAUUACUGCUACUGAUAGAUUAUCUGUAUGGUUGUGAGCAUUACCCAAAUUCAAGUCAGAACUUCUGUUUGUCAGAAGUAACCAAGGUUGUACAAGCAACAUGAUAGCAGAGAAAACUAAAAAAUAUGGGAAGCAACAAUGAAUACUUUACUUGUAUCUGCAGAAAAAGGUGCAGUAUUGGCUCUCUAAAUAUUUUUUUCAAGAAUGAUUGUCAUUGGAUAUUUAUUUUUUAAUGACAAGUUGUAUCCUCAGUCUCAGUUGGUGCCUACUUUCACCUUUCAUGAAAGGAUCUUUGAAAAAAUCCUGCACAUCUGAAAGCCUGAAAAAAAAGUUCAGUUGGGUGAGAACAAGAUACAUAUGGUAUUUGUAAUAACAGUAUGUUCUUUUAGAAACAAGAUAACCAUCUGUAUAAUACAGAGGCUGUUAGUCCUCGACCUUUGUAGAUGAUUUUCAAGUCAAUGUUUCUUAGUUGUGUCCAUGACCCUGUAAGAAAUUGGAAGCAUAUCACAGGCAGCUAUGCUCCAUCGUGUACCCAAGCACACAGCUGUGUGCCUGUGCACACACAAUGUCAUUUGAAAAUGCUGCUCCAAAUAUAUACUGCCUGUGAAGACUUCAUUAAUUGUAGUAGAAGUAACACGUUUGUUUUACAUGAUGGUAUAUUGUAAACGCUGACAAAUUCUGGCCACUAAAAACAGUCAUUAAAAAAAUAAAAGCAUUUAAUUCUUUGAUGUGAUGAAAUCUGUAUGCUAGAACAAGAGCCACUGGGAUACAUUUUGGCCACUUAUUUAGCCAUGCAUGAAGUUCUCUCUUCCUUCAAAAUAUUCAAGACAGAAUUUGGUUCAAGUUUGAGGACUUUUAUUUUAAAAUGCAAAGUAUGGGUAUUUUAUACCAUCUACCUGCUUACUACAUACUUACAGGUAAAGAGCCCUGACUUUUAUAUAUACUUCAGAUAAGUUAUGUGCACACACAUCACCUCAUGUCUUGAAUGUGUUCAGUGCUCACCAAGCAUUUUGGUUGUGUAAUUUUGCUGACACAAAUAAACGUGGACAGAAAUAUUUGAGAUUUUGAUCCAAAAUCUGGUAAAUUUGGUUUAUUGCCUAUCUUGGAGAAAAUCUUGGAUCUGUUGUAGAUGUGUGCUGCAGCUAUAAAGCAGAAGACAAGUACAGUGGUUUUCAAAACUCUCAUGCCAUGCUAUGAAAAAGGCAGCUACCGCAUAGAAGAGUACACCUGGCAAAAUAACCCUUCAAAUCCUGCCCAGGCAAAACUGCAGAUGAGUAACUGGACAUUUACAAAAAGUGCUGAUAUAAAGUUGCACUGGCAAAAUGAUUUCACUACACUUUCAUCAUCAGCAAGCCACUGAUACCAUGUUCAUAUCUGUUCUUGAGUGAUGCUCAUUUCAGGCACAAUCCUGAGCUCUUUUUCCCAAGCUAUUUUCCCAGGAGUCAACACAGGAUGAUUGUUCAUGCCUAAGAAGGACCUCUUCCUUUGGAGUACAGUUCUUUAAUUUCCUGGAUAAACCACUAUAAAUGCAUCCUUGCCUGGAACACAGAGCAGGCAGCUGCAUGAUUUCCCACUGCAAUGUUAACAACAGUAACUGCUAUAAAAAGGAAAGCACCAAUGCAGUGGGCUUGUUCUGUGUCCAUGGAAGAGUGCAGAAACUGUUCUAAAAUAUGCCUUUAGCUUCUAAAAGGGGUACCAGCUGAAAAGUAAUAUAAUUAUAAUUGCUAGGGUCAUUUUAUUACUAUACUCCCUCUAAUUAACACUCAAGCAUCUGGCAUCAAGAGAAUUAUAUUGAAUAGAUUUCUAGUCAAAAUAAAAAUCUCUGUUCAAUAAGCAUUUAAGGUGGAAUUGAACACACCUCAAAAGGCUUUGGGAUGAAGAAGAAAAUCUAUUUUUUUUAUUAAAUUCUCCCAAUUCUGCUGGCUCAUGACUUGCCAACUGCUACUCAGGCUAUGGCAUUACCAUGGACUUACAACAAAUAUCUGCCUUAUCCACGUUGCAUAUAUGGAAUGAGAGUUGGUUUCUAUAUUUGGGUACUUCACUCUUCACCUUUAUACUCCAUUUAAUCAAUAUUAUUCCCUAGAGCUGAAAUAUUUUCAUGUUAUAAUUCUGGUGGGCCAGUAGACUGCUGCUGUCUUUGGACUAAAGUAUAAUAAUACAACAGCACGCUGGGAAGAACGGAGUAUCCACUGCUACAAGAUCACCCAGGAACUCAAAGAAAACUAGAAUUCCAACACUAUUCUGUUGGUUUGGGUUUUUUUUUUUCCUUUCUGAACUAUCAUUUUCAGAGGCAAAUUAGUAGAAAGUUCACAAGAAUAAUCUCAAAGCUGCAACCUUUGUUUUCAUCUUUCCUGUGAAUGCAUGAUUAUGCUGUAUAACAAGUACCCUAAUUCCAAAAUCAAAAAGGAAAUGCCUUAGAAAUGCAUCUCAGCAAGAUUUUAAUCCCACUCCACUCAUUAAAAAUGUGCUAUUAAUCUAUUAGUUUUAGUUCUCCAUAACAGCCACCAUUUCAGAUGUUGUUUCAUUAAAAAGCAGUAUCAAUGGGAAAGCCUUCCAAGCUACUGACACUGAGGCAAAAUACAAUGGGCACUUGUGUGAUAUUCCCAUGCCAAAAUACUCACAGCACUACCUUUCUGCAGCUGAGUGCUCAAAUAUUUCUUCAUCUGUUCCAACUGAAGUCACAUGACAUUAAAAGCAUUUUUGUUCUCUUGUGUUUCAUUUUUCCCUGUAAAUAACCCUGGCACUAGACAAACACACAUUCAUCUCAAUUUGGGAAAGCAGGGACUACCCAAACAGAAAGCAAACAUGUAGUACGAAAGUCCUAGUGCUCAAACUUCCUGCCAGUGCACUCUUUAGCUGCCUAUGCCACUGAAUCCAUAAAACACCAAAAGCAGUACAUAUGAGGAACUUGUUAUAUAGAGGUCAAACUUAAGCAUCAGUAGCAAAACUGGUGGUCCAAUCCAAAGUGUGACAACAGCAAAAGGCGAUGCAAAAACAAAAGAAAAUUAAGAGGUUGUUUUAAUCUCCCUUUUUUUUGGCUUGAGGUGAGAGUUGUUUGGGCUUUUUUGUUGUUGUCUUUGUGUUUGGUUUCCUUUGUUUGUACACCAAACAUGACACACAAGUAUACUAACAUUACCACCCAAAAAUCAGGGUUUCAAGAGAUAUAUUUAUAUGCCUAUCACUCUGUAACAUUUGAGCACUGAGGGGAUCUAUUUGCCAUUAAAACAAACAAACAAAGCAACCAACCCGAACAACAACCAAGCGGCAAAUUCUCUUUCAGUUUAAAAGCAACAGACAGCAAAUGAGAAAGGAGAAAGAGGAGUGGAGAUUCAGAUGAAAAAUCUCUUUCGCCCAGUUGGAAAUCUGUCUGAAAUUACUGUUAAGGUGUUUUCUUUGAAUAGAAAGAAGUGAAAAGAUGUAGAUGAGGUGAGUCAAUCUGAAGUGUGAUCAAUUAAAUGCUUUCUUCCCUUUAGAACAGUGCAUUGUCAAAUGAUUACAUCUCAGUAUCAAGUGAGAAAACAAUGGCUUUCCUAUCUAGAAGGAAACAAUCAUGUAGAGAUAGUAAUCCACAAUACUGUAAAAUUUAAUAGAAGUUGUCUGUGCUGGAGAAAAUGGCAUCAGGAUAUGCUUUGUAACAACAUCACCUUGAAUCUUGCUGUAGUUAGUGCCAGACCUUGCUUACAACUCUAAUUCUGUUCCAAAGUGACAGCCUUACAAUACAUGAACCAAGCUGUGAAUUCUCUUGUAAGGCCACAGCACAUUCAAAGCUGAGUAGUUUCAAGAGCUGUGUUUACAAUUAACUUCUAGUAUGGUGGGUUGGGCAAGGAACUACAGGUGGAUGUUUUCCAGAGUCUUGCAGUUCUCUGAGAGGACCUCCAUCUUCUUGAAGGUCCAUAAAGUGCACUAAUCCAGAUGGCAGUGACAUACACUAUUCCAGAAAGAUAUCAUCAGGACAAAUCUCAGCUGGUGAUGGAACACACACAGCAUAGAGGGGAAGAAUGACAGGAGGACUUGUAAGCAUCUGGGCUGUUUGUUUGGCCUGGAUAUUUUAGUUCCCCCUUCAUUUGCUCAAAUGCAGACAAGGUAAACCUGGAAUAUUUUACUCAGAUGCAUGCUGGCCAGCUGUCGUUUUUAACAUCCAUUGCAAAGAUGCGUGAAGAGAGGUGUAUUGUUUUGAUAUACUUUUGGGUUUAUUAAACACAUGAACAUUGUACUAUAGUUUAUUACUUCUUGUUCAAUAAAUAGUCCUGGUAUCUCUAUGUUUCAUGUCUAAUUUUGGAGAGUAGAGCCAUACCUGUAUCAAGGCUCUCUCAAUUAGGUGGGCAUUUUGUCUGUUCAGUAGAAAUAAUGCAUGAUUCCUUUCACAGUGAUGGUUUGAGGGACAAAAAGAUUUCUUAAUUUUAUAAUAUGUAUUACAAUCUUCUAAACACAAGUAAAAAUGUACUGUGAUUUAUUUAUAUAAAUCUAUCCUGAACAAGUAAGUUUUGAUCUUAAUAAAAACUCUGUGAGAAAUUG